Messenger RNA from Fusarium redolens, 1152 nucleotides. RefSeq lists its product as uncharacterized. The transcript has a single exon. The annotation marks the transcript as partial. NCBI's taxonomy places the organism in Eukaryota, Fungi, Ascomycota, Sordariomycetes, Hypocreales, Nectriaceae. The record is from RefSeq and is a predicted model, not a curated record.
CUGAAAUUGCUGAUCUGCUUCUUGGCGUGUUCGUGGAUCGAGUGUGACCUGAUGCAUAUCCAAUAUUUGAGUAACUUUUCAGUCUGUUACCGUAGACUCAAGCUUCUGUAUCGGGACACUUGUUUAUUUCUAUUCAAAACAAUGGAAGUUUGACUUCUUACACGAGCUCCUGGAGGUUCAUCGAAUGUCAUGCAUUCAACCCGGUCAAGUGCCCUUUACAAAACCCAAAGUUCUUACUAGCUCCGAGUGUGUAUGCAUGUAUUUAUUCACCUCCAAAUUACCCACGCAGAUCAAGCUUUCUCGGACAAAGAGACCUGCAUAGACAUGUAUCUGUUGUGUUUGUGGUGAUUGCAAGUUCCACACAUGUACACAGCACGGCCAGCUCACUGUGCACGCAGCUGGUGCAGGAUUACCAAAACACGCUCCCAACAGGGCAAAACGUCGUAAAGCGAAAAGGCAAACAAUCGCAUGAGUACAGUAACCAUAAAAGUAACGACAAAGGUACUUCAGAAAAGCCGAUUUAUAUUCGCGCAACUCCACCUAUCACGGUCAUCCGGCUCCGGUUGAAGUACUCUAUCAUGCCCUUGUUAACAGGCCUCUUCGGGGUCUCGGGUGCCAUGACAUUCAUGGAUGACGGCGGCUUCUAGCAGUGAGGGAGGUGCAUCCAGAGUGGAGCCCAAACGAGAAGAAGCAUUGCCCUAAAUCCUACUGAAAGAUGAGCCCGAGGCAGAUUAGUAGCAUGUUCAGUGCCGUCGACUGCAGGGCUUUUAAUAAGGCUCGAGUCAGCGACACAGUGGCGCUCCAGGUAUUGUUACUCGGCGGGGUGGAUAUGAAGAACCCCGUCGCUGACUUGGGUUACUUAAACAAUGCAUUCACUGAUUAUAGGUCCCUAACCUUAGUGAUGUAAGUCCUGAUAUGCAUCUCCAUCAGUCAAUUACAAACAUGCAAGACAUACUCCAUAGAAGAGGAAUAACGAUGUCACAGUACCGUAUUCGGUAUGUAAUGAUUAAAUCGCUGAUAGUGUCGAGAAAAUGCAGUAUCGUAGAAAUAAAAUUGACCGAAAUGAAACAAGAGGAGAAAGAAUCCAUAACAAGGAAAAUGAAUAUCACUUUAUCUGUUCAUGGCUGGGAAGAAGAAAAAAACCAGAGUAGA